UCAGCUGUCAGUAGAGGUUAUAGCUAACUGUAAACACACACACACACACGAUUCCACGGUUAGGAGGAAAAUAAUUACGUGCUAUUUAUAUGUUGAUAUUUUAAAGUAUAUUUUAUUUCAAAUUAAAGUUAUUAAGUCGUCAACAAUUAUCACAGUAAUAUUUUCUGUAAUCAAUAUGCUUCAAGAUUAUCUUUUAAAGCAUCACACGAAAGAUUUGGAAGAAAUAUUAAAUGCUACAAAGGAUCAUGUGUUCUAUUCAAUACAAGUAAAUUUCGUGUCAUUAUUUGAGGCUGAUGCAGAGAUUGCACAGAAAAUCUUACGCAAUCCUAGACAUUAUUUACCAUUAUGUGAUGAAGCAGCAGCAAAAGCUCAGGAACAAUUAUGCAAAACAGAUCAAACAGUAAAGACUAGAGUUCACAUUAGAAUUACUGCAGUACCAAUAAAAAUCGACACAAGUCAAAUUGGUGAACUGGUUUCAACAACUGGAAUUGUAGUCCGCAUGUCUCAACCUACAAUUAUGAAGUUAAAAAAACGUUUUGUCUGUAAAAAAUGUAAACAUGUCAGUGUGGUUAAGCUAGAGUGGGAAAGACAAUUGUUUAGAAAUAUUAAAUGUUGUGAAGCAUGUCGAUCACCAAAUAUAACAGCUUUAACAUCUUUAGAACAAGAUGAUUGUUCAGAUUAUCAAGAAAUAAAGAUUCAGGACAAAUGUAAAGCAGAUACACAAAGUUAUUAUUCAGUGGGUUUACAAGUAGUUUUAUUGGAUGAUUUGAUCGACAAAUGUAGACCUGGUGAUAAUGUAGACAUCAGCGGAAUAGUUAUACGAAAAUGGAGUACAUUAAAAGUUGGUCAUCGCGCGGAAGCCACGACAUUUCUGAUAGCCAACAACAUUUCGAUACACAAAAAAAUCUCAGAAGCAACAUUUUCUACUGCUGAAAUAAGAGAUACUUUUACAGCAUAUUGGGAACAUUAUAGAGAUAAUGUGUUAGCUGGCAGAGACAAUAUUCUUGCCUCUAUUUGUCCCCAACUAUAUGGAAUGUAUUUCGCAAAAUUAGCAUUGGCUGUUGUUAUAUGUGGUGGAGUGGCAAAAACUAACGAAACGGGAAUACGUGUGCGAGGUGAACCCCAUCUUCUUCUAAUUGGAGAUCCUGGAACUGGUAAAUCGCAAUUACUUCAUACUGCGUCUCGAUUAAUUACACGGUCUGUCCUUACAACUGGUAUUGGUACUACUGCUGCUGGGCUUACAGCAGGUGCUGUCAAAGAUUCGGAUGGUUGGCAUUUAGAAGCCGGUGCGUUAGUCCUCGCAGAUGGAGGUGUAUGUUGCGUGGACGAAUUCACGACAAUGAGUUCACAUGAUAGAACUUCUGUACAUGAAGCAAUGGAACAACAAACGAUCUCCAUAGCUAAAGCCGGUAUGCUGACCACUUUAAACAGCCGUUGUUCUGUCAUUGCAGCUAUUAAUCCAGAUGGCGGAUGUUUUAUGGGUGAAGAAUGGAAAAGCUGUUUGGGAAAUCCUCUUUUGUCGCGUUUCGAUCUAAUCCUCCUUCUGAAAGAUACUAGAAAUCCCGAAUGGGACAAAAUGACAUCGAGUCAUAUUUUGGAAGCUGCUUGUGAAGAAAACGAAGAAAAUAAUUCAUAUUCCGAAACAUAUAUGGGUCCUUUAAACUUAACAAGUUUGUGGACGGAGGAGACCCUCUGUGAAUAUUUCGCGCACGUGCGUACAUGGAAACCAGUGUUAACCGAAGAAGCAAAAAAAAUACUCAGUGCAGCUUAUCUUUAUCACAGAUCAGAUCCAUAUAGGAGACCUGAGAGAACAACAGUACGACUUUUAGAUAGUCUUAUCAGAAUGGAUGUAAGUUCGUUAGUUCCGGCAGGUCUUCAAAGUAGGCAAACAGAUGGAUGCGAGAUUCAAGCGGGAUACAAUAAGUUUUCCGAAAAUUUGCGAAAGUUUACACCACAGUCUAUACAGUGCGCCAUUUUUUGCGGUGGAUCCAGGUGCAAGUAUGAAAAUCCAAAGGCUUGGCCACCUGUCCACAUGGCAAUACAAAACAUCUUUUCGCAUUGGGUGACUGAUGAUGUCCUUGCGAUGGCACGGCCUAACACGGCUCAAAUAAUAAAAAAAGAUAUAAUUGCCCAAUUUCAAGGUUGGAGCAUAAAAACUAUAAUAAACUUGCAAACACCUGGCGAACACGCAAGUUGUGGAGGUCCACUCGAAGAGAGCGGUUUCACAUAUGAUCCCAAUAUUUUUAUGAAAAAUAACAUUUACUAUUACAAUUUUGCCCUGAAGGAUUAUGGUGAUGCUACAAUGGGAAAACUUUUGGAUAUGGUCAAGGUUGUGGCCUUCGCCGUACAAGAAGGAAGAGUGGCCAUUCACUGUCAUGCUGGUCUCGGCAGAACUGGCGUUCUGAUCGCGUGCUACCUUAUUUACAGUCUUCGUGUGAGGGCAAACGAUGCAAUAAGAUUUGUCCGUAUGAAACGUCCGUCUGCUAUACAAACGCGCGGACAGAUACAUUGCAUUCAGGAAUUCGAGCACUUCGUGCUUCCGCAGAUGAUAGUAUUCCCUUUACAUAGUACAACCGGAGAUCGCAAACCCUACAGUCUUCAAACAUACCUGAAGAAGCAGUACAACAUGUUACACGGAUAUGAGCAGCGCAACUUUAAGCAUAUUCCAAAAAUUGUUUUCAUUAUUUGCGAACGGAUACUGCAACUUUGCGAUUGUCAGGAAGACAAUUCGCCUUCCGAAAUUUCGUAUACGAUUUCCAAUGUGCCUUUUACGCAAAAAUUUAUCUGCCAUGUGUUGGAGAAAUUUCGUGACAGCACAGGAAACAUACGGCACUCCUAUUCGUGGGCGGAAUCCCUUACGGACUCAUCCUACGAAUAUUCAAUAUCCACUAAAGCGGGUGGUAGUAGUCAAGGAUCAUCCCGAGAUACUUGUGAUGAUAUAGGAAGAUUGAGCGACGUAUUCUGCAUGUCACCGGAUACCCCUUCCUGUGACUCUAUAUUUCCAGGUCUCGACGAUAGUUGCGUGGAUGAUGUCCUAGGUGAUGGUAUUCACGAUCAAGAUCUACUUGAUAAUGACUGUUAUAAGGAAAUUCAGUCACAUAUUGACUUAAAAAACAUUGCAUGCAAUGAUUAUGAAACGGUGACUGCCGAGGAAGCUAUCAAAGUACUCAUCGGAAAUAACACAUCUUUUCCGGAUUCCAUAAAGAAACGUUUGCAUAAUUAUCAGAGUGAUUUAAAUCAUCGAUGUACUGCCUGGCAACGAUUAGAAUUGGAAACUAAUCUAGAGAUACUGUCAACAUUGUUGUUCGAAUGGCUAGAGGGUCUUAAACAUCCGCUUCUUGAUGUUGAUAGUCUCAGUUAUAUCGUCGCGUGGAGUUCAAAGCCGCAGCGGUGUCUUGGAAAAUUGUCCGUCUGCACAAGAUACUUAUUAGAAUAUCUUUUACGAUUUGUUACCCGCUUAAGGCCUGUGACAUCGGAGAGUCAGAGCUUAAUUACUAAGAGACUUAUGGCGGCGCUGACACAACAAACAAUCUGGAUCAAGAAUUCUUUUCAUCCUUCAAAUAAACAUUUUCAGAAAUUGCGACGUGGCACCGCUGGAAAACUAAAUGAAUUUUUCAUUCGCUUGAUGAACUUGAUAGAGGAAGUUAACACUCAAGGAUUGGACAAACCCCCAUGGGCAUCUAAAUGGGAAUUAUUAUCCAAACAUUUGCGUGAUAUGGAUAAUCAGAAAAACAAUGAAUAAGUGUAAUAAAUUGACAUUUAGCAUUCUGACGAAUUUAUUUCUAAUUGCCAAUGAUGUAGGUAUGUCGUUUAUUUUUUGUGUUUUUUUAGAUAUUAAAGAAAAUAAUUUAUAAUUUCUACAACUUUUAUUUACAAUAUGCUAACUCUGUUUAAACUAUAAAAAUGUCUUAUCUGUAAUAACAGCUGUAAAUAGCUAUGCAAGCAGGGUUUGAUACGUUGAGAUUAAAGAGAUAUAAGAAUUUUGUAAUAAUAUAAAAUAUAGUACUGAACAGCAUCUUUUAUUAUUGUAUAUCUUAUAUUAAUAUUGUACAUUAUUGCUGUUCUGCUUGAAAAAAACUUGACAAUCGCGCACUGCAAGAUACUAUUUGUAAGCACUGUUAUUUUUUUAAAUCUGUGAUAAUGUUAGAAAAAUUGACUUCCAAUACCAGCAGCGACUACGUGAAUUUCUAGAUUGCUUAAUUUAAUAAUUAUGUAUUAUAAUUCCUGGAUGCAAUUUUCUCUUGAUUAACUCUGAAUGUUAAUUAUGAUAAUUCUAUAAUAAUUAUUUUUAUAAUAAAGUACAUUAUAAUUUAUCUUUCAAAUUAAAUAUUAACAAAUUUAGUAAAUACGUCGUACACAUUAAACAAUAUUUGAUUAUGUGAAUGAUUAUAACAAAUAAAGAAGAAUAUUUUAUAGCAAUAGCAGUAGGCGCUGGUAAGAUAUUGUACACACUGCUAUUUUCAUACAAAUAUUGCUAUCAGAUUGCGAAGUAAUAGACCAAGACGAGCCUAGAUAGUAAAAUUUGAAAUGCAACAGGCGGUGAAUUACUUGAAAUAUAUUACAUUAAAAAAAAA
Formica exsecta is the source of this 4574-nucleotide messenger RNA. RefSeq lists its product as uncharacterized. The record is from RefSeq and is a predicted model, not a curated record. Lineage: Eukaryota; Metazoa; Arthropoda; Insecta; Hymenoptera; Formicidae. The coding region runs from base 176 to 3742 and encodes 1188 amino acids. Gene Ontology annotation, cellular component: MCM complex; nucleus. Gene Ontology annotation, biological process: double-strand break repair via homologous recombination; DNA replication; protein dephosphorylation. Gene Ontology annotation, molecular function: ATP hydrolysis activity; single-stranded DNA binding; ATP binding. The transcript has 18 exons.